This is a messenger RNA of Vespa crabro (European hornet), 1759 nucleotides long. RefSeq names its product NEDD4-binding protein 1-like. Bases 382 to 1752 code for a protein of 456 amino acids. Gene Ontology annotation, molecular function: RNA endonuclease activity; mRNA binding. The transcript has 6 exons. Lineage: Eukaryota; Metazoa; Arthropoda; Insecta; Hymenoptera; Vespidae. The record is from RefSeq and is a predicted model, not a curated record. Gene Ontology annotation, cellular component: cytoplasmic ribonucleoprotein granule; nucleus.
GCAUAAUCUACUUCCGUACAUAUGGACUAAUAUUUUCUACUUGAUGAUGGAAAAAAAAACAAUGAAAUAAAACACUAUUGCUGGAAUUACUAUUUAAAUUAAUCCAAUCUAAAAAAAAUAAGGUUGAAGCAUUGUUAUAAAUUGACGUUGUUUUACAGUUCAGAGUGACCAGCAGAAAAUCAGUAAAUAAAGUUACCUUAUUGAAAAUUGUUAUUGAGAUAUUUUGAAAUGCGUAUAUACAUUCCCAUAUCGAAAUCAAUUUAACUGUCAGUUGAAAUAUUAAUAUGAUAUGAAUAGUGAGUACGGUUAAUAAAUUUAUAACAACAAAUAAUUGUUCUAUUAAAUAAUUAUUCUAUAUGUAAAAAAAAAAAAAAAAUUAAAAUGACACGAAAGAAAAAUAAUUUAACAAUGUCCAAAAAAAGGUCAUUGAAUCGUAAAACUACAAUUGACGCAAUAAAAAGACAAGCUUCAUAUGAAAGGUUAAUAACAUUAAUUAAAGAAAGUAGAAAACGUCAAAUCAAGAAAGCAAAACAAUUUCAACAAAAUGAAAAAGUAUCAACAUCUUCGUUGAAUGACAGUGUAAUAAUUUUAAGUGACAAUGAAAAUGAACAAACUGAAAAGAUGAAAUAUACUACUCAAGAUAAUAAUACAAAUGAAACUGUACAUUCUACACUUGGACAACUUUUUAAAUCUUUUCAAUGCUUACGUAAAUCUAAUGAACAUGGCAUUUCUAAUAGAAUUAUGAAUAGCACAGAAAGUAAUAAAUCAAGAAGAAAUAUGAUAGAAUGUUCGAGUCCUGAUACAUCAUGUUGUAUAGUUUCAGAUUCAACAAAUUUGAAAUCUAAAGUUUUAAAUACAAGUUCUACUAAUGAAAUAUCUUCAAAUAAUAAAUUAAAUGAAUCUGUCGAUGAUAUUGUUGUAGUAUGGUCAUCCAUAAACAAUUCAUCGACAAAUAGAUCUAUAUCAAAUAAAACAGACAUAGAAGAUAUUUCAGAUGAAGAAAAUCAAUCACGACUUUUUAUGUUAGAUUAUGAUGGAGAUCCUAGCAAUCUAACAUGUUUAAAAUCAGUUUCAGAAGAGCAUGAUAAGAGAACAAAUAAUGAUAACGAUCUACUAUUUAAUAAACCUGGCUUACAGUUACCUCAUUGUUCUAAACCAAACUUUUCUAUUAAUGUAGAACCUCAACAAAAUAUGAGAAGGAUCAGUGCAAAAUUUUAUGGUACAGCAUUUAAUACUAAGCAAGUACAAUUUGAACAAGUAAAUGAAGCAGACCAAAAUAAAUCUAAGAAAUUAAGGGAAAUAAUUAUCGAUGGCUGUAACGUUGCGAUGGCACACACGCAUGGCAAAUCAUUCUCAGAAGCAGGAUUAAAAUUAGUAAUAGAUUAUUUUCAACAGAGAGGACAUUCUGUUAAAGCAUUUGUACCUCAACAUAAACGAUCUCUCUCACAUCGACUUCUUGAAAAACUGUGGAAGGAAGGAACAGUUGUUUUUACACCAAGUAGAAGCAUUGCUGGUAAAAAUAUUACUUCCUAUGAUGAUCGAUUUAUAUUGGAGUAUGCAACAAUGUGCAAAGGCAUAGUUGUUUCUUUAGAUCAAUUCAGAGAUUUAUACACAGAAAAGCCAGAAUGGCGUGAUACUAUUGAAAAUCGAUUAUUAGCACCAACUUUUGUAGGAAAUUAUGUUAUGUUUCCUGAUGAUCCAUUAGGAAGAGAUGGUCCUACGUUGGCCCAAUUUCUGAGACACGAUUCAUAACAUUACU